AUGGCUUCAAACAGUCUGUUCAGCAGCAGCAGCAGCAGCAGCGGCGGCCCCACGCUGUACUGGGAUUCUGUAGUGAAGCGUCGGCCAACACCAUCGCCCACGAACCUCCAACUGGAAGAACAGGAGGUGCGGAGCCUCCACCAGUGCAGCACAGCGCCCCCCAGAGGCCUGGUACAGACUGACAGCCCAAACUUCCUCUGCAGCAGCCUGCCCCAGCACUGGAGGUGUAACAAGACCCUGCCGAGAACCUUCACUGUGGUUGCCCUGGGUGACGACGUGCCAGAUGGUGUGGUUGUCACAGUGAUGGCUGGCAACGACGACAACAGCAGCGCUGAGCUGCGCAACGCCACAGCAACCAUGAAGCAAGGUUGCGCCCAAUUCAACGACCUCCGCUUCAUAGGCCGCAGCGGGAGAGGCAAGAGUUUCACCGUCUCUAUCAAUGUGCUGACCUCGCCCCCUCAGAUCGCCACCCUACACAGGGCCAUCAAGAUCACUGUGGAUGGGCCGCGACUGCCUCGACGACAAAGGCAGAAGGAGGUGAAGUCAGGAGUGUUCAGGCCGUCCAGCAGAAGCGCCACAUCAUCAGACUCUAGAUCCUUCACCUCCUCUCUGUGGACCAAUGAACCAUCGUUCUUGGGCCACGUGACCUCUCUGACCUCCUCCUUCACUCCAACUCCCAGAAUGCACCACCUGCCCACCCUCCCUUACACCACCCAGGCUUCUCCUUACAGCUCCUACCUGUCUUCUCCUCCUCCUCCUCUUCCUCCUCCUCCCCCUCCGCUGAGCCACAGUGGUCCGUUCCAGCCUGGCAGCUUCUAUUACGGACCCAACCAACCGCUCCAAACCGCAGGGGAGGAUAGAAACAUUGUCACGUCACUGACCAAUUAUAUUGAAGGGGCGUGUCUUUCUAUAAGAGGUGAGGAGCCUGUCUGGAGACCUUACUGA
Molecule: messenger RNA, 945 nt
Organism: Seriola dumerili (greater amberjack)
Lineage: Eukaryota; Metazoa; Chordata; Actinopteri; Carangiformes; Carangidae
Product: runt-related transcription factor 3-like
Exons: 6
Coding region: 1-945 (314 amino acids)
Biological process (GO): regulation of transcription by RNA polymerase II; neuron differentiation; regulation of cell differentiation
Cellular component (GO): nucleus
Molecular function (GO): RNA polymerase II cis-regulatory region sequence-specific DNA binding; DNA-binding transcription factor activity, RNA polymerase II-specific; ATP binding
Source: RefSeq, a predicted model, not a curated record